AUGGAGGAGAAGAGAGGAGACAUUAGAAUAUAUAUCAUCACAGGCUUUAUCUUUGUUUGCAUUGUUGCUGGUGGAAUUUUUCUUGGUCUCUACAUUUUCCUCCCCGUCGCAGAAUCCAAAUCUUGGUAUCCAAUAGCAGGAAUCGUUCUUGUAGCCAUUCCAUGGGCAUUUUGGUUCUUGAUGUAUAUAUACAGAUGUUGUGCCCCCAAAAAUGUGCAAUCUCAAGAGCGCAGCAACAUGCAUAGAUCUGCAGCUCCAUCUACUACAACCAGGACGACGAAUGAACGAUUAUCUGUUGAGUCCCCAAUCUCUUCUCCUGAUGGUAAACGUCAUGUGCAUUUUGGGGCUGUCGUCGUGUUGGGGACCGGUGACAAGGUAAACAAUGUUGGUGGUGGUGAUGAAGAUGAUGAAGACGACUUGGAAGAAAAUAAUUCAGGCAGGCAACAUGAAGGUAGAGUAACAUUAGAUGAGAAAUCGGAUUUAGUUGCUUCUAGGGAAAGCGAAAUGCCAUUAACUCUUGGAGUCUCAUCUUCCUAA
Molecule: messenger RNA, 537 nt
Organism: Tripterygium wilfordii
Lineage: Eukaryota; Viridiplantae; Streptophyta; Magnoliopsida; Celastrales; Celastraceae
Exons: 1
Coding region: 1-537 (178 amino acids)
Source: RefSeq, a predicted model, not a curated record